Molecule: messenger RNA, 2886 nt
Organism: Tachysurus fulvidraco (yellow catfish)
Lineage: Eukaryota; Metazoa; Chordata; Actinopteri; Siluriformes; Bagridae
Biological process (GO): chloride ion homeostasis; potassium ion homeostasis; chloride transmembrane transport
Cellular component (GO): membrane
Molecular function (GO): potassium:chloride symporter activity
Source: RefSeq, a predicted model, not a curated record
CGAGCGCUUGUCACAUGAUCACGCCAUUGAGAGCCUAAAGGUCCACAAGAGAAACAAGAGGAACCGAAAAGAGCCGAGACUCAGUGCACAUUUUAUAUGUGUGUGUUGGGGUGAUAAAGGACGUGUAACAGCGAGUGAUGACAUACAAACGUGUCGGAAUCACAAUCAGAUGGAUUGUCUGAGGGAACAAACUGUUCCUGGUCGUUCUGGUGCUCAGGGCUCUGUACGGGUCCCAUGUGAAUGUAAAUAACCGUCAACAGUUGAACACGAGUCCGUGUGUUGUGGAGCACCGACACCGCUGUCAUGGCUGAACGCGCACCGCUGCUGCACUACCGGCUCUCGUCCGGUGUGCACGAGGACUCCGGGGAGCACCGGGUGCGCGAGGCGGCGGCAGGGAGGCGGAGGUCCGGUCACAACCAUCCUCAGAAACUCUCCACCUUUUUCGGGGUGGUUAUUCCCACUCUGCUCUCCAUGUUCAGUGUGGUGGUGUUCUUACGGAUAGGAUUCGUGGUGGGUCAGUGUGGACUGUACCAGGCUGUGGUCAUGUUCGUGGUGGCGUAUUUCAUCAUCAGUAUGACCGUGCUCUCCAUCUGCGCCAUCUCCACCAACGGAGCCCUGGAGGCUGGUGGAGCUUACUAUAUGAUCAGUCGAGCGUUAGGGCCGGAGUUUGGAGGCAGUAUUGGGAUCAUGUUUUUCUUGGCCAACGUGUUCGGCAGCGCCCUCUAUGUGCUCGGGCUGGUGGAGGCCAUUCUCGCAACCUUCGGACUUCCUGAAGAUGGAUUAGGCCACGCCCCUCAGUACGCAGUGAUGCCGGUUGGUUAUUGGUGGUCUCUGCUGUACGCUAGUGUUAUCCUGCUUCUGUGCGUCUUGGUGUGUAUGGUUGGUGCUCGCAUCUACGCCAAGGCUACGUUCCUUAUCUUCAUGGUGGUGAUGGUGGUGCUCUUCACCAUCUUCAUCAGCUUCUUUGCCGUCAGACCUCGGAACAUCCCUCUGCCAAACAUUCUGGGAAACUCGAGCACCACUUCUAACACCGCCAACUUCACUGGCUUUAAACUCGACACGCUGCUCGGAAACCUCAAAGCGGAAUACACAGUGGACUACACCACAGGAGUGACAAUGACGUUUGCCACUGUGUUUGCUGUCAUGUUCAACGGAUGCACUGGAAUUAUGGCUGGAUCCAACAUGUCAGGUGACCUGAGAAACCCAAGUUACUCCAUCCCUCGUGGAACAAUUACUGCUGUCAUCUUCACCUUCAUCACCUACAACCUGCUCAGCUUACUGGUGGCCUGCACCUGUGACAGAGUUCUGUUACAGAGGGACUACAGUUUCCUGCGGGACGUUAAUCUGUGGCGUCCCUUCGUCACCAUCGGUGUUUAUUCCUCCACUCUCUCAGCUGCCAUGAGCAACCUGAUCGGCGCCUCACGCAUACUGUACGCGCUUGCCAAGGAUGACUUGUUCGGUAAAGUCCUGUCCCCUGCUGGACAAACCUCGGGCAGCGGGAAUCCCUGGGUCUCGGUUCUCAUCUCCUGGUUCCUUGUGCAGCUGGUGUUGUUCUCAGGGAAGCUGAACACCAUAGCGAGUGUCGUCACCAUCUUAUUCCUGCUGGUCUACGCCGCAGUGGACCUGGCCUGCCUCGCCCUGGAGUGGGCCUCUGCCCCUAACUUCAGGCCCACAUUCCGUUACUUUACGUGGCACACGUGUGUGUUGGGCAUCAUUGGCUGUGGAGUGAUGAUGUUUCUAAUUAAUGCCAUCUACGCCUCGGCCAGCAUCGCCUUCAUGUUGCUCCUGCUGCUGCUCAUCCACUAUCUGAGUCCGACUAGCAGCUGGGGCUACAUUAGCCAGGCACUGAUCUUCCACCAGGUGCGUAAAUACUUGUUAAUGUUGGAUGUGCGUAAGGAUCAUGUGAAGUUCUGGAGGCCUCAGGUGCUGCUGAUGGUGGCCAACCCUCGCUCUAACAUCGGCCUCAUCACCUUCAUUAACGACAUCAAGAAGAGCGGCCUGUAUGUCCUCGGACACGUCCAGAUCGGAGACCUGGCCGUCCUUCCCUCCGACCCUCUGCAGUGUCAGUACGACUCGUGGCUCGCCCUGGUGGAUCACCUGAACAUUAAAGCCUUUGUUAACCUGACAUUAGCUGACUCUGUACGAUGCGGAGUGCAGCACCUGCUCUUCAUCUCUGGACUUGGUGGUAUGACAAACACAUUGGUUCUGGGAUUCUAUGAUGACAUUCCUCCUCAGGACCAGCUCCAAGAUCGCUCGUUCCACUCCAGCAGAUCCAUGGAAAGCCCCAUUUUUUCGGAAGACCCAGAGAUCCACUUUUCAUUUCCCUCCUCUGCGAGGCAGCAUGGACGGAGCCUGGCAGGGGAAAGCGAUCGAUCCUCAGGACCCGUGGCUUUGGCAAGGUACUUCUGCCAGUUGACCACACCCGAACCCGUCAGGACCGCCGUCUUCGUGGACGUUUGGCCUGGUGAACCUGCUCCGACCGAUAGCUGCCUCUUACGUCGACACCUGCUCACUGUUCCUUCUCCAGUUGGCCUGCAUCCUCAAUAUGUCCAGGGCAUGGCGCAAGGCCAGGCUCCGCCUCUCCUGUGCGUGGAGACGGGGCGGAGUCUGAAGAGGCGGAGCGUAAACUGGGGCAGCUUGCUGAAGGAGCUCCGGAUGAAGGCGGCCAUCUACACGGUGCCGUGGGACGCUCAGGUGGCGUUGCACUGGCAGAGACAGAGCAGCUCAAGGAAAGAAAGAAGAACGAAGAAGAGGACAGAGGAAGAUUUGGAUCUAGUAGAGGAGGAGGACUCCGAGGAGGAGGAGGAGUACGCUAACGGUUACCACAGCAACACUUCACGUCUAACUGACGACUACUUACUCGCUGUUAAUAGGGCUGAUCAGUGA